GGUUAACCGUACACUAGUAAAGUUAGUACACGAAGAUAGUAAUGUGAUGUGUUUGUUCGGGCGGUACGUGUGAAGUGAUAAAAUUUCUGUUUACGUGUUUAAUUAGUUCAAUCCUUAUGAACAACGUGUACCAUACCAGCGUCUAGUUAAUAACAACCUCAAUGAUGCAAUUCAUGCUGUUGUUCAGCCGUCAGGGCAAGCUCAGACUACAGAAAUGGUACAACGCUCAUCCGGACAAGCUGAAGAAGAAGAUUACACGCGAGUUGAUCACGAUGAUACUCGCACGCAAGCCGAAAAUGUGCAGUUUUCUUGAGUGGCGUGAUUUGAAAAUCGUCUACAAACGAUAUGCAAGUCUGUACUUUUGUUGUGCAAUCGAGCAGGAUGACAAUGAACUGCUCACAUUGGAGAUCAUUCAUCGCUAUGUCGAGUUGUUGGAUAAGUAUUUUGGCAGUGUGUGUGAGUUAGAUAUAAUCUUCAACUUUGAAAAGGCCUACUUCAUCCUCGAUGAGCUCUUACUGGGUGGAGAGAUUCAAGAAACCAGCAAGAAAAACGUGCUGAAGGCAAUCGCAGCCCAGGAUCUCCUGCAAGAGAACUUUUACGGGAAGGUAAGAACCAGAGGAGUGUGUAAUGUUGAUGUAUAAAUUAAUAUCGAUUCGUUGUAGGCGAAAACUAAAAACUAAUCGAAAAACCACACCAAACAAAUUCAGACCGUCAUACUUCACUUAUUACCUAUGAUUUCUUAUGGGAAAUACAAAGUAUAACGGUCUGAACCAUAACCAAGUCAAAUUACACAUUUAAAAGUUUAAUAUCUAAGUGCCAAUAGUAUUAGUGGUCACUCAACAAGUAAAGUUAGCCUUAGGCUGUGAAGUAAUACUUGCCAAAACACAAAAUGUAACAACUAAACACUCAACACUCUAAUUUUUUCGUAAAUUCUAACCUACGGAAUGAAAUUUUAUUGAAACAACUUGUUAACCAAACUUAACCGCUACCCCAGUACUAAUUUUAACCUAAUUUAGGUGUAGAUAAAUGUGAAAUUUGUAAAUUUCAUCCCCAACUUUAUACUAGUUUGUAAAUUAAGUAUAUAUACAUAUUCGUAGUUUGAUUAGAUGUGUGUUUUGUUUAGAUUUGUAGAUAUCUUACUUAUUUUAACCAGUACAAAACAGUUGUAACAUUUUAUGAUGAUUAAUAUUGAAAUAUUGAAAUUUGAA
Messenger RNA from Dalotia coriaria, 1208 nucleotides. RefSeq names its product AP-1 complex subunit sigma-2 (gene AP-1sigma). Gene Ontology annotation, biological process: vesicle-mediated transport; intracellular protein transport. The transcript is spliced from 5 exons. The record is from RefSeq and is a predicted model, not a curated record. NCBI's taxonomy places the organism in Eukaryota, Metazoa, Arthropoda, Insecta, Coleoptera, Staphylinidae. Gene Ontology annotation, cellular component: membrane coat; AP-1 adaptor complex; intracellular membrane-bounded organelle. Bases 162 to 641 code for a protein of 159 amino acids. Gene Ontology annotation, molecular function: clathrin-cargo adaptor activity.